AGCAUCUCUAUUUUCUUCUUUUUCUAUGUCGGCUAUGGUUGGUUCUCUCUCAACCAAGGACGUUAAGUUCAAUCCUCGAGAUGAAGAGAUCGAUAGGACGAUGAACGAACGAGAAGGAGAAGAAGAGAUCGUCGAGGAAGACGAAGAUGACAAACUUAAGCCAGAGAGAGAAAUGGAUCUCGGUCCUCAAUUCUCUCUCAAGGAACAACUCGAGAAAGAUAAGGAUGAUGAAAGCUUGAGGAAAUGGAAGGAACAAUUGUUGGGUAGUGUUGAUCUCUCUGCCAUUGGAGAAAGCAAAGAAGCAGAAGUGAAGGUGCUGAGGCUAACAAUCAAAUGUGCAGGGCGGCCAGAUCUUGUGCUGCCAUUGCCAUUUACCAAAACCUCCAAGAGCAGCAGCCUCUUUGCCCUCAAGGAAGGCUCCCGGUACCGUCUCCGGUUCAGUUUCACCGUCACCGAGAACAUUGUUUCGGGUCUUAAGUACACGAACACCGUCUGGAAGACCGGUGUAAGAGUGGAUCAUACCAAGAAAAUGCUGGGAACUUUCAGUCCCCAAAAAGAACCUUAUGUUAUUGAAAUGGAGGAAGAAACUACGCCCUCUGGCAUGCUUGCCAGAGGGUCGUACUCCGCCAGAACAAAGUUUGUGGAUGAUGAUGGAAAAUGCUAUUUGGAUGUGAGUUACCACUUUGAAAUCCAAAAGAAGUGGCCAACACCCUCCUCUUGAGAUUAUAUUAUUGUGUUCUUCAAAUUGGUUGGUUUUGAUAGUGCUCUUCUCAUCUGAUUAUUCUCUUACUUUUUGCUCAAAAUGGGAUUGUGAUUUGUGUAUCAGUUCUUCAUUCAAAAUAUACAAUUCUUGUCCUAAUAUAUUUGUGUUACUAUAUA
Momordica charantia (bitter melon) is the source of this 879-nucleotide messenger RNA. Its product is annotated as rho GDP-dissociation inhibitor 1. Gene Ontology annotation, biological process: Rho protein signal transduction. Gene Ontology annotation, molecular function: protein binding; Rho GDP-dissociation inhibitor activity. The record is from RefSeq and is a predicted model, not a curated record. Gene Ontology annotation, cellular component: cytoplasm; cytosol; membrane. Lineage: Eukaryota; Viridiplantae; Streptophyta; Magnoliopsida; Cucurbitales; Cucurbitaceae.